AUGGCAGAGGUGGCGAUUUUGACCAAAUUGCUCCAAUCAAACUUCAAAAUUGGGUGGAUUUGGUGGAUCCUCUUCUCUAAGCCCCACCCCAGCUCCUCCCCACCGGCCACCGGCCACCGGCCCUACCCAGCUCCUCCCCACCGUCUCUACCCACCAGCCACCACCCCUCCCCAGCCCCUCCCCACCGGCCCUCCCCACCCUCACGCCUCCAUCCCGAUCUCCGUCUCGGUCUCUCCUGUCCCGCCCGCGUCCGUCUCCAUCCCCAUCGCCUCCGACGGGUUCGGGCCACCGCCCAACACGCUCACCGAGCCCGUAUGGAACACCGUGAAGCGCGACCUCGCCCGAAUCGUUAGCAACCUCAAGCUCGUCGUCUUCCUCAACCCCUACCGCGAGGACCCUGGCAAGGCGCUCAGGGACUGGGACCUGUGGGGACCCUUCUUCUUCAUCGUCUUCCUUGGCCUCACCCUCUCCUGCUCCGUCUCCGUUAAGAAGUCUGAAGUAUUUGCUGUUGCAUUCGCUGUCCUGGAAGCUGGGGCUAUAAUUCUGACCUUGAAUGUUCCGCUUCUGGGUGGACACAUCAUCUUCUUCCAAAGCCUCAGUCUUCUUGGCUAUUAUUGCUUGUUUCCACUAGAUGUUGGUGCUCUAGUUUGCAUGCUGACGGACAAUGCCACACUAAAGAUCGUCGUGCUGACAAUCACAUUGUCAUGGAGCUCCUGGGCUGCCUAUCCGUUCAUGAGUGCUGCUGUUAACCCAAGGAGAAAGUCUCUGGCCCUAUAUCCUGUCUUCCUCAUCUAUAUUUCAGUUAGUUUCCUCAUAAUUGCCAUAGAUUAAUGGUGGGGGUGAGCUUUGUAGUAACAUCUGCAACGUUGAGAAUUUUCCUCAUCGAAGAUUGAACCACCAGAAUUCAUACAGGUUUUGAUAGACGUGCUACCCCUCAUGGAGACAUGGGAGUCGUUGCUAGUUGUUUCAUCGGGAUUUUGGUCUUUACAUGAGCAAGAGGCACACGGUUGUAAAAUUAGUCGAAAUCUAUAUAUGUUGUAAAGAGAAUGAACUUUGUCCACU
This is a messenger RNA of Phragmites australis (common reed), 1062 nucleotides long. Its product is annotated as protein YIP4b-like. NCBI's taxonomy places the organism in Eukaryota, Viridiplantae, Streptophyta, Magnoliopsida, Poales, Poaceae. The transcript is spliced from 5 exons. Gene Ontology annotation, cellular component: membrane; trans-Golgi network. Bases 1 to 831 code for a protein of 276 amino acids. Gene Ontology annotation, biological process: endoplasmic reticulum to Golgi vesicle-mediated transport. The record is from RefSeq and is a predicted model, not a curated record.